Molecule: messenger RNA, 2070 nt
Organism: Acanthosepion pharaonis
Lineage: Eukaryota; Metazoa; Mollusca; Cephalopoda; Sepiida; Sepiidae
Source: the annotation of a GenBank genome assembly
AUGAGUACUUCAAAAGAUUUCUGUGAUAUGGAUAUUAUUCAGCCUCUGUCUCUAUCCAUUUCUUUAUCUAUGCACGCACACAACGUACAUUCACAACGUAGCACAAGUGGUCUGUGUCAGAUUCUGUCUCAAUUUACCCAUGUCAGACCAUCAAGCAAGAAGACUGUUCAUAUCUCUCUCUCUCUCUCUCUCUCUCUCUGUUCAUAUCUAAAUUUGUUCAUUAUCUAUCUAUCUAUGUUCAAAUUUGUUCAUUAUCUAAGUCUGUUCAUAUCUAAAUUUGUUCUCUAUCUAUCUAUCUAUCUAUCUAUCUAUCUAUCUAUCUAUCUAUCUAUCUAUCACUAUUCUUUAAAAGCGAUAAACCGCGAGGAACAAAAAAAACUGACUCUAUCAGAUAUCAAGCACACUCUCACUUAUCUCGUACAACAAAAGAAGAAGAGACGUUUUCAACCUCGGCCAUUGCAAAUUCAUAAAUCUAUCUAUCUAUCUAUCUAUCUAUCUAUCUCACUCUGUUCAUAUCUAUCUAUCUAUCUAUCUAUCUAUCUAUCUCACUCUGUUCAUAUCUAUCUAUCUAUCUAUCUAUCUAUCUAUCUCACUCUGUUCAUAUCUAUCUAUCUAUCUAUCUAUCUAUCUAUCUAUCUAUCUAUCUAUCUCACUCUGUUCAUAUCUAUCUAUCUAUCUCACUCUGUUCAUAUCUAUCUAUCCAUCUAUCUAUCUAUCUAUCUAUCUAUCUUCUCUGUUCAUAUCUAUCUCACUCUGUUCAUAUCUAUCUAUCUAUCUAUCUAUCUAUCUAUCUAUCUAUCUAUCUUCUCUGUUCAUAUCUAUCUUCUCAUUGUGUUCAUCUCCCUCUAUCUAUUUAUCUUCUCAUUCUGUUCCUAUCUAUUUCUCUAUCUCAUUCUUAUAUUCCUUGUCUAUCAACGUUUACUUUUUUUAUUCAUCAUAUCUAUCAAUGAGUCUGUUGAAAAAGUAUCUAAGGUUGUUUUUCUUAUCCUUCUAAUUCAUUCAUAUCUCUCUCUACCUAUCAUAUCUAUCUGUCUAUAUGAGUGUCUGUUCACGUCUCUCUUUCUAUCGAUAUUGAUCUGUUCAUAUCUCUCUCUUUCUAUCUAUCUAUCUUGGUCUGUUCACAUCUAUCUAUUUAUCUAUCUUGAUCUGUUCACAUUUCUCUCUCUCUCUAUCUUGGUCUGUUCAUAUCUCUUUCUCUCUAUCUAUCUAUCUUGGUCUUCUAUUCAUAUUUCUUUCUCUAUCUAUCUUGGUUUGUUUAUAUAUCCCUCUCUCUUGAUCUAUUCAUAUUUUUCUCUCUAUCUCUCUUGGUCUGUUUCUCUCUCUAUGUAUCUUGGUUUGUUCAUAUCUCUCUCUCUCUCUUGCACUAUUCAUAUUUCUCUCUCUCUCUCUCUCUAUCUUGGUCUGUUCACAUCUCUCUCUCUAUCUUGGUCUGUUCACAUCUCUCUUUCUGUUUCUCUUGGUCUGUUCACAUCUCUCUCUCUCCAUCUUGGUCUGUUCACAUCUCUCUCUCUCCAUCUUGGUCUGUUCACAUCUCUUUCUCUCUCUCUCUCUGUUUCUCUUGGUCUGUUCACAUCUCUCUCUCUAUCUUGGUCUAUUUAUAUUUCUUUCUCUCUCUCUAUCUUGGUUUGUUCAUAUCUCUCUCUAUUUCUCUUGGUCUGUUCACAUCUCUCUCUCAUCUCUCUCUCUCUCUCUCUCUCUCUCUCUCUCUUGGUUCUCUCUUGGUCUGUUCACAUCUCUCUCUCUCUCUCUGUUUCUCUUGGUCUGUUUACAUCUCUCUCUCUCUCUCUCUCUCUCUCUCUCUCUGUUUCUCUUGGUCUGUUCACAUUUCUCUUUCUCUAUCUUGGUCUGUUCACAUCUCUCUCUAUCUUGGUCUGUUCAUAUUUCUCUCUCUCUCUUGGUCUAUUCCUUUUUCUCUCUAUAUAUAUCUGGGUUUGUUCAUAUCUCUCUAUCUAUCUUGGUCUGUUCAUAUUUCUCUCUCUCUCUAUCUUGGUCUGUUUACAUCUCUCUCUCUCUAUCCAUCUCUCUAUCUGUUUGAUUCCUCUCUGCUUUUCAUCAGAAUUUAAAAAAUAA